CCAUCAGUUCUCAUGGCAGUGUUUCAGACUGCUCCCUGGAGGGCGAUUUCUGGUAUUUUAGGAGCAAUGUGUCUUUUAUUGGUGGCAACUUUGGGAAUUUUGCUGAAAGAUUGUAAGUUUCUCAAGACACUUAAACAAAAUAUUCAGCCAACUGUCUCACCAGGACUCACCAUGGAGCCCCAGAAAGACUCUGACUGCUAUUCUUGUCCAGAAAAGUGGAUUGGGUACCACUGCAACUGUUACCUCAUUUCUAAUACGGAGAAAACGUGGGCAGAAAGUAGAGAUUUCUGUGCUUCUCAAAACUCCAAGCUACUUCAUCUAAAAAGCAAAGAUGAAUUGAGUUUUGGGAAGCACAGUCAACGCUUUUACUGGCUUGGGCUCACUUAUAAUGAAACACGUCACAUCUGGCUGUGGGAGGAUGGCUCGACUCUCUCUCAGGAUCUAUUUUCAUCUUCUCAAGAGUUAAAUCCAGAGAAAUGCAUUUUGCAUGAUCCCAGAGGAACGACUUUGAAUGAACCCUGCGGAAAGAAAAAUCAUUAUAUUUGUCAACAACAGUCAUCUAAGUUUUCUUGAGGGUGGGGGCCCAUGCCCUAAUAUUACUGCAAGAUUCCUAAGAAUGUACCUUUAUGUCAUAUUGUUACUAACUAGUUACUGUAAAAUUUUGGAAAUUGUGUCAUCCUGUAAUUUCCAUAUCCUUGAAACUUUAUGUUUUAAAAUUGAUGGUGUUUCUGUGCCUACAUCUGAAA
Molecule: messenger RNA, 746 nt
Organism: Echinops telfairi (small Madagascar hedgehog)
Lineage: Eukaryota; Metazoa; Chordata; Mammalia; Afrosoricida; Tenrecidae
Product: natural killer cells antigen CD94
Exons: 6
Coding region: 13-573 (186 amino acids)
Biological process (GO): positive regulation of natural killer cell mediated cytotoxicity; stimulatory C-type lectin receptor signaling pathway
Source: RefSeq, a predicted model, not a curated record